AUGGCGUCCUGCCCCGUGCUGUGGCGGGAGCGGCUGUUCCAGGCGGGCGCCCAUGCUUACCGCAUCCCGGCCCUGCUCUUCCUGCCCGCGCGCGGGGCCCUGCUGGCCUUCGCCGAGAGGCGGACUAGCAAGAAGGACGAGCACGCCGAGGUCAUCGUGCUGCGCCGGGGACAGCUGGACGCGGGUGGCCAGCACGUCCAGUGGCAGGCCCAGGAGACGGUGACUGGGGCGCAGCUGGAUGGCCACCGGUCCAUGAACCCCAGCCCCCUGUUCGACGAGGCCACGGACACGCUGCUCCUCUUCUUCAUCGCGGUGCCGGGGCAGGUGUCCGAGCACCACCAGCUGCACAGCAGGGUGAACGCCGCGCGCCUCUGCCUGGCCACCAGCCUCGACCACGGCCGGACCUGGAGCCGGGCCCGGGACCUCACGGACGCCGCGCUGGGCCGCGCGCCCCGGGACUGGGCCACCUUCGCGGUGGGCCCGGGCCACUGCCUGCAGCUGACGGACGCGGCGCAGACCCUGGUGGUGCCCGCCUACGCCUACCGCAACCUGCCCGGCCGCGAGCGCCUGGCGCCCUGGGCCUUCUGCCUGCUCAGCCACGACCACGGCCGCACGUGGCAGCGCGGCGACUUCGUGGCGCCCGACACGCUGGAGUGCCAGGUGGCCGAGCUGGGGCGCGGGGCGCGGGGGCUGCUGUACCUGAGCGCCCGGAGCACAGGGGGCCGCCGGGUGCAGGCCCACAGCACCAGCGGCGGCCGCAGCUUCCAGCAGGCACAGGCGGUGCCCGCGCUGGUGGAGCCCCCGCACGGCUGCCACGGGAGCGUCCUCGCCUUCCCCAGCCCCCGCGGGGGCGGCAGCUGGCUGCUCUACACGCACCCGGCGGACCCCCAGCACAGGGCCGACCUGGGCGUGUACCUCAACCCGCGGCCCCCCGAGCCCACCGCCUGGCUGGGGCCCACGCUGCUGGCCACGGGCAGCUGCGCCUACUCGGACGCGCAGAGCCUGGGCCCGGGCCCCGACGGCUCCCCGCUCUUCGCAUGCCUGUACGAGUCCAACGACUACGAGGAGAUUGUCUUCGUGCUGUUCACCCUGAAGCAGGCCUUCCCCGAGGAGGCCUAG
Molecule: messenger RNA, 1119 nt
Organism: Sorex araneus (European shrew)
Lineage: Eukaryota; Metazoa; Chordata; Mammalia; Eulipotyphla; Soricidae
Gene: NEU2
Product: neuraminidase 2
Exons: 2
Coding region: 1-1119 (372 amino acids)
Biological process (GO): oligosaccharide catabolic process; ganglioside catabolic process
Cellular component (GO): lysosome; membrane; cytoplasm
Molecular function (GO): exo-alpha-sialidase activity
Source: RefSeq, a predicted model, not a curated record